AUGCCUAGAAAGUUCUUAGGAGAAAGGAUAGAAAAAGGUGUAGAUGUAAUAAGACCAUCAUCUCUGACAUUAACAGCAGAAGAUAUAGCAAAUUUACCCAUAUUCCAAACAAGUCCAUUCCUGGAAGAUGUACAAGAUGAUAUCAUCUUCCAUCAACCCAAUAAAGGUAAAAGAUUGUCAAGAAGGUUUGGUGGGACAAUGAAAAUAAAACAACGAUUAGAGUCAGUACCAGAAUUAUUCCUACAUGAUUUUAAUAAAAGACAAAAAGGUAAACAACCGAUUAAUACCACCACCAUAGUCAGUUCAGAUCCAAAGAUCUCAUAUAAUAAUAAAUAUGAAGAAAACCCUCGUAUCCGGACUGCUAAUGUAAGAAAUAUUACAGCUCCCACAUAUAUUAAAAGGAAAGAAACAAUUAAAAGAAGGAUAAAGCCAUCAACAAAGGAACCUACCAAGACAAAACUUCCAUUAAUAACUGUCGAGGAGAAGGAAGAACUAUCAAAUGAAAUAUAUUAUGAAGAAAAAGUAAGAUUAAAGGAUCCCUUGGAAUUACCCGUUCCUAUAUUACCUAAUUCUAAUCAAAACAUUCAUGCAUACCCUAUUACUGCUGGUCCAGUUGCACCAAAUUUGAAUCAUCAUAUCCCUAUCAGCGAAAAGAAUGGUAAAUCUGAGAGUGAAAUAUUAUUUGAAGAGAUAUUAGAUGCAUACGGUUCAACAGCAGAUGAUAACUAUUUACUUACCACUAACAAAGGUAAUAAUAAUAAUAAUAAUAAUAAUAAUAAAAACCCGUCAACUAAUUUUUUAUUGGAAAAUGAAAUUGAUAGAAUAUUAAACCAUGUUAUAAAGAAAAAUAACAAAUCAAAAAUGGAAAAGAUGAAUGGUUUAACCACUCCGAAAAUUAUUCAAUCUGAAUUCCAAGGCGAUAUAGAUUUUCUAGAUUUCUCGAAGACUCCCAUCAUCGAGAGUAUAAGUUCCAGUCCUUUAAAGGAUAUGAUUUCAAGUCCUGAAUAUACAGGAACGUCAGAACAAUGGAGUUCUGAUGAUGAUGAGGAUGAGGGGCAAGAACGGAAAAGUUAUACAUUCAGUAAUAGCAACACUUCUGAUGAAGGAUAUUGUACAGCUAAGGAAUCCCUAUCUUCCAUUUAUUCAGUAGAGGAUUUGGAAAUUAAGUCAAUACCAAAGAGUAACUUUAAGCCUACUAUAUCAAGAUCAUUAAACUUCCCACAGAUGAAAAAUCAGAUUGUAAAAAGUAACGUGCACUUCACAUAUGUGAAACCAUUAUUAUUCAAAUUAGAAGAUGAUACUGAGUCAUCAUUAUCUGAUGAAGAAACUUCAUUAUUAACUCGAAAUGAUAAUGAUCAAAAAAUCAAUGCUUCUUUGAAAUGCUUAGAAAAAUGCCAACCUUGCUUGUCAAGUGAAACAGCUACAGAAAGGGAUUCAUUGAAGAUAUUACAAAAACAAAUUGAAAAUAUUGAUAUCAUAAGUAUGACUAGUAGCGUAUAUAGCGAAAUUUAA
This is a messenger RNA of Naumovozyma dairenensis CBS 421, 1512 nucleotides long. RefSeq names its product Dse3p (gene DSE3). Lineage: Eukaryota; Fungi; Ascomycota; Saccharomycetes; Saccharomycetales; Saccharomycetaceae. The coding region runs from base 1 to 1512 and encodes 503 amino acids. The record is from RefSeq and is a predicted model, not a curated record. The transcript has a single exon.